AGCAGCCUCCACCAGCCCCUGACACAACAAACACAACAAGGAUGCCUAGAACAUAUACAAGAAUGACUUGUCAAGUGUGCUUUAAGAAAGGGCAUAAUCGAAAAGGGUGCCCAAUUACUAAAGCAAAAAAUGCAGCAUCAAAACAACCAGGAGAAGGCAGUUUUAAAGGUUCCCAGCAAACUAGGAAGAGGGAUAAAAGGCAGCAGGCACCCAAAGUUUCAUCAAAGGGUAGCACAAGCUUGAAAGAUCAGAUCAUUAAGUCUAAGAAGGCUUGGAACAAGCGAAAGACCAUGGAGGCUAAACAAGGCAAUGCAGGGGCUUCCAGUUCACAAGCAAUAGCAACAUAUGUACCUCAAACUCAAAGUAGCCAAAACCCAGCAACAAAAAUGGCACAAACUGAAUCUGAAUGGGCGGGAUUCUAAGGCAUGUUAUUAACUUAUUAG
This is a messenger RNA of Argentina anserina (silverweed cinquefoil), 443 nucleotides long. RefSeq lists its product as uncharacterized. The record is from RefSeq and is a predicted model, not a curated record. The transcript has 3 exons. Bases 42 to 422 code for a protein of 126 amino acids. NCBI's taxonomy places the organism in Eukaryota, Viridiplantae, Streptophyta, Magnoliopsida, Rosales, Rosaceae.